AUGGCUGCUUCUCACUGGCUUCUCACUGCUGUGCUCUUUCUGCUGCCCUUCAUGACUCAAGUUUCAGCACAGCAAAAAGGAUGUUCUGUUGAUAAUAACAAACCAAGCAUUUCUGAAAAUAACAAGCCUGGCGAGGUGGUGACCACAAUCCAUGUGGAACAAGGCUUCACUGUAAUGAUUGAUCCUGCUUCCCCUGAUGCCAGUUUUUUCACUAUACAGGGGCUUGAACUGCAGCUGAACCAAGUUGUGGAUUAUGAGAAAGACACCUUGCUGCUGGUGUUCCUGAUUUGUCAGAACGUUGCUGGGCAGAGGGAUUCUUUGGAAAUUGUUGUGACCAUUCUCAAUGAGAACGAUAACAGCCCAGAGUUUGCAAAACAGAAUCUCACCAAAACUGUUCCUGAGGAUACAAAAGUGAACACAACCAUUGUAGCCCGUACAGAUUUAAGCGCUAGUGAUGCUGACCUGGACAUCAUCUACUAUGAACUCACAACAAUUGUCAUGGGAACAGAUGGUUAUUUUGCCAUAAAAGGAGUUAAUAACCCAGAAAUCUAUUUACAAAAAACGUUGGACUAUGAGAAAUUUAAAUCUACAACACUGGUCUUGUAUGCAAGGGACAGGCCUGUGGACAGCACCGACAUCACCCACACAGCUACUGCAACAAUCAAUAUUGUUAUUGAACAAGCUGACACCAAACCACCCUGGUUUCUGCCCUGCACCUUCAUCAACACAGACAAGAGCGUGUGCAUCAGCAGCCCCUACGCUGGGAGGGUCAACAUGGCUGAGAUGUCGACAGAACCACUUGCCCUAGAGCCAGGGCCUCUCUAUGCUAUUGAUCCUGACUACACUUUAAAUGAAAAAAUCGUGUACAGUAUUGUUGGAGGGGAUCCAGACAAAGUUUUCUCAGUGGGUGCAGACACAGGGAAUCUAACCAUGAACAAAGUAGCAACUGCCCCAGACUCCUACCUAUUGCAAGUCAUGGCCACCCAGGUCAACAACAUACAGAAAUAUGCCAUAGUCAGUGUAGAGAUUAAGGUCAUAAAUAAAAGUGACUAUCCACCACACUUUGAGAGUAGGAUCUACAACGGGAUAGUAUCUGUUGGUCUGGCCCCAAGAAGCUUUGUCUUCCGAGCUGGUGAUCCUUCCAGCCCCCUGAUGAUAACAGCAAUGGAUGAUGACUUCCCCGACAAAGUCAACCCAAACAUUGAGUACUACAUAAAGAACAGCACUAAUUUCAUUGCAACCAAAGAUGGACUCAUCCUGACAAAUGUGGAGCUGCAGUCACCAGGAACAGUAGCCAUUGAGGCUAUUGGGAAAGAUAUGGUGAGCCUGCAGAAGGCAAGCACUGUAAUCCUGGUGGAGAUCACCCCUGCUGCAGCUGUAAACUUCCCUGAUAAAAUAUACACUGCUCAGGAUAUGGGUAUCUUGGGUGGUAUAUUAGCAGCACUGCUAUUAAUUACCUUAGUCCUCCUUGGAAUAAUGAUCUACAAACAGUAUGGAAAUCCAGUCAAAUACCUGGUAAGGAAAAAGUUUUCCAAAGAAAAGUCUAGGGGUUACCGGAACCAAUCCUACCAACAAGAUGAACACCCAUAUGUGAACACCAAAGAGCAAGAAAUGUCAGAAAAUGGUGAUGUCCAUUUACACAUGGCACGUGCAUUAGAGCAUUCAGCAUUUUCCUUGCCCUCAUCCAAUGCAGAAGAAAUCAACAGCCAACCAAAGGUUUCUGUGGCUUCCACCACCAUCUUUGACCAGGAAGAGGAAAAAGCAAUAGAAGAAGAGACUGGGCAGGAGAAAGAAGUGAAGUCUAUCCUCAAGACAGACAGGCACACGGCCGAUGAUGGCUACAAAGCUGUGUGGUUUAAGACUGACGUGGAUCCAGACGCUGGAGAGAGGGUUGAAAUUAUUGAGGACAAUGCAGCAGAUGACGAUGAUGACAGUGACCCAGAUCUGCAGAAGCAGUAG
This is a messenger RNA of Chaetura pelagica (chimney swift), 1959 nucleotides long. It is a transcript of the gene CDHR5, whose product is annotated as cadherin-related family member 5. NCBI's taxonomy places the organism in Eukaryota, Metazoa, Chordata, Aves, Apodiformes, Apodidae. The record is from RefSeq and is a predicted model, not a curated record. Gene Ontology annotation, biological process: cell morphogenesis; cell-cell junction assembly; multicellular organism development. Gene Ontology annotation, cellular component: membrane; catenin complex; adherens junction. Gene Ontology annotation, molecular function: cadherin binding; calcium ion binding. The transcript has 15 exons. Bases 1 to 1959 code for a protein of 652 amino acids.